This is a messenger RNA of Dermacentor albipictus, 450 nucleotides long. Lineage: Eukaryota; Metazoa; Arthropoda; Arachnida; Ixodida; Ixodidae. The record is from RefSeq and is a predicted model, not a curated record.
AUGAAUAUAGACCAUCAUAAGCUUUUCAAGUGCACUUGCUGCUCAUUCAAUCCAUUGCACACCUUGCUCUUGACCCGCUGUGCCCAUCAGUCACCCAGCACGCCACCCGGCACCCAGCACGCCACCCGUCGCCCAGCACACCACCCGGCACCCAGCACGCCACCCGUCGCCCAGCACACCACCCGGCACCCAGCAUCGCCACCCGGCACCCAGCACGCCACCCGUCACCCAGCAUCGCCCAGCAUGCUACCCGGCACCCAGCAUGCCACCCGGCACCCAGCAUGCCACCCGGCACCCAGCAUGCCACCCGGCACCCAGCAUGCCACCCAGCAUCCAGCAUGCCACCCGGCAUCCAGCAUCACCCAGCACGCCACCCGGCACCCAGCAUGCUACCCGGCACCCACCAUGCCCAACACCCAGCAUACCCACUACCAUAAUCCACCAUUAUGA